Messenger RNA from Pungitius pungitius (ninespine stickleback), 3576 nucleotides. RefSeq names its product cell division cycle 25B (gene cdc25b). The record is from RefSeq and is a predicted model, not a curated record. Gene Ontology annotation, biological process: positive regulation of G2/MI transition of meiotic cell cycle; G2/M transition of mitotic cell cycle; protein dephosphorylation. Gene Ontology annotation, molecular function: protein tyrosine phosphatase activity. NCBI's taxonomy places the organism in Eukaryota, Metazoa, Chordata, Actinopteri, Perciformes, Gasterosteidae. The coding region runs from base 861 to 2594 and encodes 577 amino acids. Gene Ontology annotation, cellular component: nucleus; cytoplasm. The transcript is spliced from 15 exons.
UACUAAAGUUCUAACUACACACAGCGAGGGACAGUGUACAUUAAAUGGAUGCAUCUCUGUCACUUCUGUGUCGUUUCUGUUUGUCCUUGUUAGAAACAUUUAUACAUUUCAAAGGAUUUAAGAGAGAAGACAAACGUGAGCUUUGCUGGGACUGGACGGGAGAGAAACUGAUUUACUAACUGAUCUAUCUAUCUAAUAUAACAACCAUGAUUACCCUUAUCAUAAAGUAUCUAACGUCCAAAAAGCAGAUCUAUUCAUCAGUGUUCUACACAUAUAUUUUCUGUUUUGAUGAAUCGAUUGCUAAAAAAAAACCCGCAGUAGAGAGUCGAGAACAAAAGAUAUCAGAGAAGAAAGAUGUAUAUUUUAAAGGGUUGUGUCACUUCCUCCUUCCUCUCUCCCACAUCCGGUGAGGGGACAACAACGGAGCGUCGUCCUCCGCUCUGAUUGGUCCGCUUGCUCUAACAACGGCGCUGAUUGGCUGAAAUAUUGCCGCUCCGGAGCUUCUAUUUUGAACAUAAAUACGUGCUGCUGCAGUCCUUUUUUUCUCAGAAACCAGGGGGCUGUCAGAGAGGGAGUUCGCGCUGCUGCAGCUCUCUGACACACACAACAGCGAUGUGGCUUUAGCAAUUAGAAGAACCAACAUCCAAAUUUUACUCCGUGCGAAACCACUUCCAGCCGGUGUUUCGGAUCCUACAUUUGGAAAUGUUUUCUUAAAUUGUUCCUAGCUAACUGGUUAGCUUCCGGGUUAGCUUGAAGUUUGGACCGUCUUGCUAAUUCGUGCCUUUCCAUCCCCAAAUCCCAACCAAAUCUUGCGCAGAGCGAUACCGUCUGCAGGAUUUAAACCCAUCGCACGUGAAAAGAUGGAGUCGGAUGAUGUUUUUGUCCCAACUAGUCCUGUUAGCGCUGUUUUGAAAAGAAGGCCCGACGGGAUCCCCGGGCUUUCCUCGCUCUUUCUCCCCGAGAUGAGCACAAAGAACUCCCACUGCAGGGACCUGUUCUCCCCCGGACCCGCCGCUGUGCUGUCUCCGGUCACCAAUCUGGCCCUGGACAUGAACAACUUGGCCGUACUCGGAAGCCAAUGCGAUACCCCGAAAAGGAGAAAGCAUGCUCGCCUUGAUAAGAUUCCCUCCUUCGCUUCCGACGUCUCCUCUGAUGCUGGCCUCGGCAUGGACUCCCCCAGCCCCAUGGAUGCUGUUGAAAUGGACGACUCGUUUGAAAAAGCCAUUCAACAUUCGAGCCGCGUUGUCAACGAGAGGAUGCCAAUUAGAAGAAUCAACUCAUUGCCACUGCAGCUCCAGUGCUUUAGUCCAUCUCUAAAAGGACAGGAAACCGAUUCCCACCGCUAUGGAAUAUUUGGCCAGCCGCCCUCCAGAAUGUCGGCCGCCUCCGGCCCUCGUUGCGAGAACAAGGAAAACCUGCCUGAGGAGGGCUUUGAAUUCAAGAAACCAACCAAGCCGGUGUCCCGCUGUCGCGUUCGCUCCUUCAACGGCAGUCGCUCCAAGGACGCGUUUGCCCGCCGCCCCAGCUCGGCGCCGGCCCUCAUGUUCUCGCCGCCUCCUCCGAUGCAGCCGCUCGACUUUGACUCCAGCCCCGUGUUCGUGCGGCGCCCGUCGCUUCUAGACGACGAGGACGACGGCUUCCUGGAGGCCCUGGACGACAACAUGGAGAACGACUCGGGGAUGCCGAUGGGGAUGGCGAGCCUGCUCACGGCGCCGCUGGUGACCGACGGCUCGGGAGAAGAUUCUCCGGUGAUCCACUGCCGGCCGCGCAGCCUGUUCCGUUCCCCCUCGGCGCCCGGCCCGCUGCCGUGCCGCCCCGGCGCCAAGCGCCCCGACCACCCCGGGGACGAGAACACGCCGGUGCGGGUGAAGAGGCGACGCAGCGUGGCGGGAUCGCAGGUCACCACCGUGGAACAGAACCCCGAAUCCCCGAGACCGAGCUGCUCGCUGCUGCAGAGGUCCAAGUCCUUCUGCCCGACGGACAUCAUCGAGAAGCUGCUGGACGGCGAGGACGGCUCCACCGAGCUGAUCGGGGAUUUCACCAAGCCCUUUGUGCUGCCCACAGUGGAAGGAAAACACCAAGACCUCAAGUACAUCACUCCGGACACGAUGGUGGCGGCUCUGUCCUGUCAGUUUGACCAGCUGGUGGACCAGGUGAUCGUCAUGGACUGCCGUUACCCCUACGAGUUUGACGGGGGACACAUCAAGGGCGCUCUGAACCUCCACCAGGAGGACCAGGUGGAGGACUUCCUCCUCAAAACGCCCAUCGUCCCGUCCUGCCCGGACAAGCGCGUCGUCAUCAUCUUCCACUGCGAGUUCUCGUCGGAGCGCGGCCCCCGGAUGUGCCGCUUCGUGCGCGAGCGGGACCGCGCCGUCAACGAGUACCCGGUCCUCCACUACCCCGAGCUCUACAUCCUCAAGGGCGGCUACAAGGACUUCUUCCCCCAUUUCCAGUCUCAGUGUGAGCCUCAGGCCUACAGGCCCAUGCACCACGAGGACUUCAAGGAGGACCUGAGGAAGUUUCGCCUCAAGAGUCGCACCUGGGCCGGCGAGCGCAGCAAGCGGGACAUGUACAGCCGGCUGAAGAAGCUUUGAGCGCCUCGUACACACUGCCCCCCCCCCCCUCACCCUCACCCUGAACUACUCCCACCCCACACACUGCCCCCCCCCCCCCUCACCCUCACCCUGAACUACUCCCACCCCACCGAUGAGGAAAUUCUUUCUGGCGUUGUGCCACCAGAAGGGGAUUUCGUGAAGGCCCUAAAAGUUUCAUUUAACUAUAGCAAAGUUAUUUAUGCAAAUCUCAGAGCGGGGACAGAAUGGGCGGAGCCUGAAAUGGUUGCCGAGGUGACCUCAUGCGCUCGCUUUUAAGAACCACUUGGACCUACUUUUUGAUAUUCUGCUGGGGUUUGCAGCACGAAUCACUGCCACAUUGCAAUAAUACAACCAAGGUUGUCCUUCUGUGUCCCCACUGGAUCUCUUGUCCCUGUCCCACCUUUUUAUGGAAGCACUUAAUUUAAAUACCCUUAUAAAAUGGUGAGGUGCUUUCUUUUUUUUCCUUUUUUUGAUACUGCUUUUAUAUAAAUAUAUUUUAAUGAACUGUUUUCCCCAUUUUAGACAUUGAUCUGUACGCCUUUUCUAGGCGUCCCAAAAUGCAAAUUGGCUACUUUGAUGACAAUUGGCUUUUUUCCUUCUACUUCCUAAACAGUUGCAAUGCAUGGCCUUAGUUUUUCUCCCUCAGAAGAUGCCAAAGCCAAAACGUACUACCUGUUAACUGCACAGUGAGAUGUUUCUGAUGCUGCAGGUCAGCAAGCGUGAGGAGUUUUGCUCUUUGUUCGCAUUGAUUCCUCCUUUUUUAAAUCUUCCCAGACAAACAUGUCUUCCCCCUCUAAUGAUGUCAGUUUAUAACGAAUGGGGUGGUUUGAAUAUUUUGCUACGAGCUCGUGGGGGAGCUGUUGAAAUAAAGAGCCAAUGUGUGUUCAACUGUGACGUCAAGCAUCUUUUUCUCUUUGGUUGUCAGAUCUGUUUUACAUAGAGAUGUGGAUGGUUAUUUUAUCCAAUAUCUUACUUCAGGACU